UUUUAGGUAUAAUUAAUAUGGAGACAGUUGUGAAGACAGAUACUAGCGUUCUUAAGGGUGUUCCCAAGGUAGCUAUCAUUGGAGCUGGAGUUUCUGGGCUUAUUUCUGCCAGACAUCUUAAAGAUAUUGCUCACAUUAAAGUUUAUGAGUCCAAACAAGAUAUUGGAGGGUGUUGGCUAUAUACAGAGGAAUCCGAAAGAAAUCAUCCAGAUCUGGACUCAAAUGCUUAUUACAAGCUAUAUGGCAACCUACACUCGUCACUGUAUCACAAUUUGCUUACAAACAUUCCUAAGGAGUGAAUGACCUGGAAAGAUCACUACCACCACGAAGACACCCCAUACAUAAUGCCUAGCGAAACAUUUCUUGAAUACAUUCGAGAGUACGUCGAUAAGUUCGAACUUACCCAGUACAUAGAGUUCAACCGGGCUGUCACAUCACUCAGGAGAGUGGAAGAGACAGAAGAGAAUAGUCACAAGUUUAAGAUUGAACAUGUCCACACUAACACCAAAGAAGAAUCAGAGGUUGUGGAGGAGUACUUUGAUUAUGUCAUGGUUUGCAAUGGACACUUCUCAACUCCAAAAAUUCCAGACUUCAAAGGAAAAGACAAUUUUAAAGGUUUUCAAAUGCAUAUGCACGAACUGAGAAAGAUGGAACCAGAAGACUUUGACGAUAAAAAUGUGUUAAUCGUUGGGUCUUGCUUUAGUGCACAUGAUCUAGUGAUUAACAUUCUCUUUAGGGAGGAUACUAAAGAUCUUGUUCAUCCUAAAAAGGUCUUCAUCACCAGUCGAUCAACUACUUUACUAGAGAAAUCUGAAGACUAUAAAGAUAUUCAGAAUCAAAAUCUCCUUGAAAUCAAGUCCGGAAAUAUUGAUGAAAUCAAAGAAGAUUCAGUAGUCUUUGGAGAUGGCUCUGAAGAACAAAUUGAUACUAUCAUCUAUGCUACUGGCUACAAAUAUUCUUUCCCAUUCAUUGAUCCAGACCAGAAAAUAGUGGAGUUUGAUUCUAAAGGAACUAAUGGAAGUUACUUUGGACCCUUGUACAAAAAGAUGUUUUGAAUCAAUGAACCGAAUAUAUUCUUUAUUGGAGUUGUAGAAAGAAUUCUAAUUAUCCAUUCAACAUAUGAGAGACAAAUAUUACUUGCUAAAGAAGUUAUUCAAGGCAAAAUUACACUUCCAUCCAAACAAGAAAUGCUUGAAGACCUUGCCUCUGAAAUAGAGAAUCACGAAAAAUAUGGCAAAGACUUGAGCUAUUUCUAUAGGUUCAACCCAGCAGGCUACACCUACGCAGAUUACAACAAAGAUUUGGAAGCUCUCACUUCAAUGGAGAUUGACACCACAAACUACUCAGCUCUUAAACCAGCCAAUGAAGCCAGAUCUGAACUUAUGAAGGCAGGGAAUGAGGUUCAAAUAAAGAACAUUGAUUACUCCGAAUAUCUGGAUGGCAUUGAGUUCAAACCCACAAGCAGCACAUUUUAAGC
Messenger RNA from Moneuplotes crassus, 1477 nucleotides. Lineage: Eukaryota; Ciliophora; Spirotrichea; Euplotida; Euplotidae. The record is from the annotation of a GenBank genome assembly.